UAUAAUAAUACAAAGUGUGAAAGUUUGAGUGACAAAUAUUUUAUAGAAACGACAACAAAUUUUUUUUUUAAAUAACAAAUUCAUGGUGCCCAUUCGUUUGAUUACAAUGAUCGAACGGAACAGUGCUUCCGGAUCUCGUAGGUUGUUUACUUUUUUGUAAACAUGUGUAAUACAUUGAUGUAGUGAAAUCAUAGAUUAUGGUUGUGAUGGCAUUUAUUCGAUUUAAAACUCAAUUGUGUGGUAAAUUAUUUUUUGUCACUUGGUUAAAGUAGUAUCAAAUUUAAAAAAAAAACGUUUUAGUGAUUGGUUUUGUUUAUUAACGCUAAAUUACUAAACGUUUAAAUCUGUUAAGAAUAAAAUGAAAAAAAUUAAAAGAAAUAUGCUUACUUGACAUUACAAUGUGAUGAAAAUGUCAUAAUUCAAAUGGUAUGCGAGAGACGAAUGAUAUGAGUAUAAUACUCAAGUAGAGAUAAAAUGUACCUAAUUAUAUUAAAUAAUUAAUACAUAAACUUAAAAGCCAUUGUACCUAUAUAAAGAAAGAGAGGGAGAGAGGUUGAGGAAGACAAGAAAAAAAAAAUAAACAAAACAAACCUAUACCACGUAGUAACAAAUUUAUACGUUUUAGUUGAAGAAAAAAACCUCUCAAAAGCGUCAUAAGAUAUUACAAAUAAUAAAUGAGAUUAGUUUAGAAAUAAAUAGAGUGCUGUUACGUGUUAUCAUAAGUAUUGAGAGAAGAAUAAAUUUGUAUGAAAUGAAAACGUGAAACGAAUCGUCAGGAUUCUGGCUUCACUGUCAGACAAUUUGGAAAUGAAAAUCGAAUAAUACGCUGUUUCCCUCUCUAACCGAGGAGCAUUCUGGGAGUUUAUUCACGACUAACUCCUGCUGCCGUCGCGUUCAGAAAACGAACGUUAAACCUAACCUCAAAUCGAUAUACUUGAAUCUAGCGGUUAGAAUUAUAUUACAGUGUCAUAUCGGCGUUGAAUUUUAUUAGAAAGAGACUCGUUUGACGAAUUUUUGUAACCAAAAUUGAUUGGUUUAUGAAAAUCAACAAUUCAGUUUCGUCCAGCAUCAUUUAAACGUUCGUUCGACACUUCAAAACAUUUGACAGCCUUUCGACAAACAGUGUCCCAACAAUUGUGCAUUGUUGUUUUUUCCAUAAAAAUGAACUCACUGCUCUUGUAAUUGCGCAAUGCUGAUGUUAUGAUGCACCAGAAUGCAGUAUUUCACUGCAUUCGUACUGAUCCUUUUGUGGACGGUGAAAAAGCUACAAUGUUCAGACCGGAUGAACAAUACCGCAGGACACAUAGUGAAGCUGGUUGUAUCGCCGAAACCGAUCGAAGAUGUGGGAAUCAGGCCGAUUAUUCUUAAGAAAGAAUCUGAAUCUUUAAAUUUGACGUGUCGAAUUGUUUAUCAAAAAACGGAGAGGAAUGACAUUCCAUUACCAUAUGAAGAUCCACUGCCAACUUACAUCGUUGACUGGAAAGCUUUGAAUUCCAAUGAUAAUCGGUUCAAACGUGGCCAGAAUGAGAACAGCGCUUGGCUCUGGUUUGAGAGCCUCGCGGAAGCAGAUGCUGGAGAUUACAGCUGUCAUGCCAUUUCGUUGAACGCGUCAAGACAGCCUAAGGUGUCUGCGGAGAUCCAUUUGUCAGUAAAAAACCAGGUCGGAACAUGUGGUACAAACUGGUUCAGGUGCUACUCGUCCCUUUGUAUCAGUCGGCGAUAUCUGUGCGACGGCAUGGCCGACUGCGAGGAUGGAGAGGACGAAUCAGCCGUCGCUGGCUGCGGUCCGAAACCAUGUUUUGGAAAGAUAUUCUGUGGGAAACGUUGUAUGCCACCUGCUUGGUGUUGUGAUCUUGGUAACUGUAACGCAAGCUUGCCAAUCGUUCGUCCGGAUCCACCUGGAAUUAUUUCUACCGACCAGCAGCGGUUCAAUGAUAUGGGAUUUCUGCAAACUACCAUCUACACUGUCAUUGGUUGCGCAAUGGCAUUCAUGUUUAUUGUUACAAUACUAGUUAUAAUGAUAUGUAGAGUUCAUAUGAAACGUGCUAUGAAUUCGAGAUGUCCGCAACAAGUGAGAAAUCCAGGGUCGCGACCACGUCAUAGCGUCCCAUUGUAUGACCUUGAUGUGUACUUAAAUAGAACCGCGGAUAUUAACAACCAAGGAGGGGUCACAGUAACUUAUAACAUCAACAAUGGAGUCCAAUUUGUUGGAAGGCCUGUAGAGCCACCACCGUAUUCUGAAAUUGCACCCGUUCCCCCAAGGGAAGGCCCUCCACCUCCGUACGUAUCCCGCGAAAAUCUGCUUGACGCUCCGAUCGUGUCAAACUUGAAUUCCAAUGAAGUCCAGCGGGCAAAUAGUCAUAGUUUAACUACGGAAUUUAUUAACAACGAAGGUACGGGGUCUCGGAUUGCUUGUAAUUAUCCGAACAAUCUUAACUCGACAAGUGUUCAUUGUUUUUCGAGUGGUCAGAUACCAGGGCCUCAAACUACACCAGGUUUCAAUCGUUUUAACAUGAGUUUAAUUUGUGAUAACACGUCGAAUACGACAUUGAAUACUUCCACUAGUACAGCUCUUAAUACUAGCAGCAAUUCGGACUCUAGUAGUAAUGAUUCUGUCGGGAAUUUUGCUAUCUGCAGAAACAUAACGUCGCAUUCGCAAAAUUUCGAGCCGGAGUAUACAGAAACAGAUUCGCUCUUGAUAGAAAAUCGUCGCGACGUUCAAGCUCAGUGUACAGAUCGAAUUGUGCGAAGCUCUGAUUACCCUGGUACAAUUUUGAAUGGUCAAAUCACUAACGGUAUUCAAGAUACGGUUUCAGUUUUGAAGAACACCACAAGCGUAGAGGUUCCUGCCUUGUUAUCUGAUAGUCACAGUGGUCUAAAUCCUAAAGGAACACUAAACAAUAUCGGUAAUAACUUUGAUUCGAAAAUGAGUACAAAUUUUCCAGUCAACAAGCGGUACGAAUCACAAAUAUCGAAAAACUUGGAACCAGAAUCUUCUUUCUUAGACUCGGAAUUGAAAAUCUCAUGCUCAGGUGAAACUAGGGUAAGUAAGAAUGAUAAUUCGGUUCAGAAGUCAAUUCCAGUUGGGAUAAAUUCGUUGACCAAUCAAGACAUGGAUUCUACCUUGCAGAGGCUUAGCUCCAAAACAGUUUUGGACCUGAGCUUACUAGGUGAGUCGUCGAAAAAUAAUUUGUCAAGAAAUAAUAGCGAAACUGCGAGAUCCUUGCCAUUUCAUUUAAAUUUCAACAACCCGGUGCACGGUUUCGUAGAAUCCGACAGAGACUUAAGUGGAUAUAACUCGAGUCUAGUAAUUGGAAAUGGAGAUUCAAUCAAAACACAUCGUGUAUUAGAAAUGAAUAAACUUUCUGCAAAUGACUCUGUGAAAUCCUCCAGAAUGUGCAAAACUAUGAAAGAUUUAAGCGAUCAUAUAACAAACGUGUCUUUAAGUCGUGAAAACCUCGCGUCAUGCACAGAGGACUCACCGACUAAUGAUGAUAAAAGUAUGGAACGUUUUCCUGGAUAUUUGAAUAUAAAAGAUGACCAAAUGCUGAGGGUGCCUUUAGUAGCUGUUGAAGAUAGCUCGGUGAAUUACAAUAAUUUAACUGCAAGCCUGACCACAAGUGAUAUACCGGAAGAUGGCAAACAGACUAUUCAAUCUGAAGGCAGUAUGCCGAUAAGAGAAACUGAACCGUUGGUAAUGCCUUUGCGUGAGUCAUUUAUUGGCGUUCGAAAAGAAGAAUGAAAAUAUUUUUAAUAACAACUAUACGAAAACGAUUUUACAAAUCCUCGUUGAGGUGGAAUUCAAGGAAGUGUUCUUAUAUCGACGACGUGGCAGUGACCAGUAUUUUUCCGUUUUGUCAAAUUCAUUUCUACUGUUGAACGUAAAAAUAAGAUUGCGGCAGCUAAUCAAAAUUGAUGUAGAAAACAGACAGAUGGACAAGCUUAAACACAAGCAGAUUUUCAUCCACUAGAAGAUUGGGUUGAUAAUCUACUCCACUUGGCAGUGCAUAGACAUACAUAUUGCACUUAUAAUCAGAAAAGCUCUAAUUCCUCGUCUCACUAUUGCAAGCGUAUUAGUGCAGCAGUGACAGUAGUUAGCCCAACUUUAGGGAGAAACAAAAAAUUAACUCAAUUAAAAAAAAAACGAAGUCAGUCUUCCCAAUUGAAGUUUCUCUGAUCCUAAAAUAUUAUCAAUUAUUUAUUUCCUUAAUUUUUUCCCCCCACGUUUUAUGCGUGUAUUUUUAUUAAGUAUUAGAGGCUCAUUUCAUAUAAAAUUGUGCAGUCGUUCUUCGCCUAUAUUUCCGAAGCGGCUAAUUUUUUUCUUAUCUUCCCCUAGUAAUAAGUAACGUGUCUACCAAAUAUUAAAUCUGUCAGAAAAUAACUUUUCGGAGAUUUCAAUUUUAAACUUUUGUCUACAAUAAGGGUGAGUUAACUGCAAAGUUGCUCAUUUCAUACGGAAUUUUGGAAUCGUAUUCUUCAGGCAAUUUCACACAAGAAAUUUUACUUUUGAAAUAAACCUUUGAAAAUUAAUGUGUGUCAACAAAUUCAUACAGCAUGAAACGGCUGCACCGUUUGAUAUAGGAUGACCGUAUAUACAUGAUUAUUCAACUCCACUAAUAAUAGGUCAUGAAUUUUAUUGAAUUUCUCAUGUUUAACAGUUUUUUCACGAAUUUUCGAGUAAACAUAGUAAUUAUAUAACCGUAACUUAGUUACACGAAAUGAAAUUCACUCAAAUACCUAGGACAUAGAAAAAAAAGUUACGAUAUCUUGCAAUAACCAUUGUAAUGCCUCUAUUAAAGCUAAUAGACUUUAAAUCUAAUAUUAGAUAGUGUCAAUCUGUAUUUACACUAUAGACAUACGUAUUGUUAAUCAAUUGACUUAGUAAUAAUUAUUAAAGUACAGUAGACAAUAAGGGAUAAAACGCAAGCAUUAUGCAGAAUGCAGAUUGUAGAUAUAUUCAAAAGCCGUGUGUAAAUAUUUUAUGCAUUGUGUUCAAGAAAAGACUAGCGAAUAUUUUCGAUUGCAUCGACAUCGGCAGUUAUUCAUAUCAAUUUUAUAAAAGAAGACGGAUGAAAUGAAAUAAAAAAGGAAAGAGAGUAAGGAAAUCGGAUAUGAAAGGAAUUGUGUAUAAUGCAAUACAUAUCGAGUGAAUGAUGUUGAAACAUAACAUCGUACUGCAUUGUGAUUAUUUACAUACGUAUAUAAUUAUAUAUGUAUGUAUGUACAAAGGUUUAGUUGUACAUUUUUUUAGGAUUCUGCUUAGAGUUGUUUUUGCGUUUCGUUUUUAUCGCGCACAAGCUUUCAGAGGCUCAACUACAGUAUACUACAUGAAUAAGUGCGUUUCGAAUUGACACACAUCGAUAAUAUACGUAAAUUUACGGGUCGGAAAACCCCCCUGGAAAAUCCUAAAAAAUGUUAUGCGUCAGUGAAAACUGCGAGCGUCAAACCUCCUGUUAAAUUUAAAAAUUGUUGAAUCGAUUGAUCUUGGGUUACAACGCCUACUGUAAACUUAAGAAUUGAAUAUUCUAAUAGUAUCUAUACAAAAUUUUUCCCGCCAUUUCCCAUAAUAAUAUUGUUUACUAUUAUACCAUGAUGUUGAAAAUAUAUUGCCAUUUUCAAUUACUGUUA
Diprion similis is the source of this 5628-nucleotide messenger RNA. RefSeq lists its product as uncharacterized. The record is from RefSeq and is a predicted model, not a curated record. The transcript has 6 exons. The coding region runs from base 1214 to 3742 and encodes 842 amino acids. Lineage: Eukaryota; Metazoa; Arthropoda; Insecta; Hymenoptera; Diprionidae. Gene Ontology annotation, molecular function: protein binding.